AUGUCGCGAUCUUUGUCCAGAGAUCCUCACUCUCAUCCUCAAGUCCAGGAUUCCAAGAUGACGCAGCCAAAUGAACCACCCACAGCCUCUCCCUUGGCAAUCACGCUGCGCAAUCGCGUCCUCAGUCCCCCUCUCGGCUUCAACCCGCCCAACACCUCGCCAACGCUCUACACCUCAGCAGUCGCCCAUUUCCUCUCAAUCCCGUGGUGUGCAUGCCUGAUUCAAACGCCAAACACAGUCCCCUUCGUUCCUCAAUGCUUCAAUCCCCUCAGCCCAUCUCACGACCAGCUCCUCGGCGCCACGCUGGCCACGCCGCGCGGAGUGCAGCAGGUGCUCUCCUUCUUCCACACAGAAGAUGAAACGCAUAUUCAGGACCCCUCGCGUCCCAUUAUGCACGUGAGCACUCUUUUCGCCCUGGGCGAGGGCGUGUGUGGAUACGAGGGCGUGUUACACGGGGGAAUGGUCAUGACCAUGGCGGAUGAGUCCAUGGGAGUUCUGCACGACAUCAACAAUGCUCUUGGCAAGGUGGGAUCUACGUUUGGCGCGGCAAAUGUAACGGCCAGUCUUGAAAUUAAGUUUCUGAAGCCUGGCCCAAUCAACGAGACGGUACUGGUCAACGCAUGGGUGGACAGCGUGGAGGGGAGAAGAACAAACAUCAAGUGCGAGAUCCGGGACGGAAGAGGCAUCGAGAUUGCAAAAUGCACGAGCACCUGGGUGUCGGUGAGGCCCAAGUUAUAA
Messenger RNA from Trichoderma gamsii, 738 nucleotides. RefSeq lists its product as hypothetical. The transcript has a single exon. The record is from RefSeq and is a predicted model, not a curated record. NCBI's taxonomy places the organism in Eukaryota, Fungi, Ascomycota, Sordariomycetes, Hypocreales, Hypocreaceae. Bases 1 to 738 code for a protein of 245 amino acids.